Molecule: messenger RNA, 1396 nt
Organism: Talpa occidentalis (Iberian mole)
Lineage: Eukaryota; Metazoa; Chordata; Mammalia; Eulipotyphla; Talpidae
Gene: ARPC4
Product: actin related protein 2/3 complex subunit 4
Exons: 6
Coding region: 32-538 (168 amino acids)
Biological process (GO): Arp2/3 complex-mediated actin nucleation; actin filament polymerization
Cellular component (GO): Arp2/3 protein complex; actin cytoskeleton
Molecular function (GO): actin filament binding
Source: RefSeq, a predicted model, not a curated record
ACUUCCGCUUCCCGGCCAGCCAGCGCCCGCGAUGACUGCCACUCUCCGCCCCUACCUGAGUGCCGUGCGGGCCACGCUGCAGGCUGCCCUCUGUCUGGAGAAUUUCUCCUCUCAGGUUGUGGAGCGACACAACAAGCCGGAAGUGGAAGUCAGGAGUAGCAAAGAGCUCCUGUUACAACCUGUGACCAUCAGCAGGAAUGAGAAGGAAAAGGUUCUGAUUGAGGGCUCCAUCAACUCUGUCCGGGUCAGCAUUGCUGUGAAGCAGGCAGAUGAGAUUGAGAAGAUUUUAUGCCACAAGUUCAUGCGCUUCAUGAUGAUGCGCGCAGAGAACUUCUUUAUCCUCCGAAGGAAGCCUGUGGAGGGCUAUGAUAUCAGCUUCCUGAUCACCAACUUCCACACAGAGCAGAUGUACAAGCACAAGUUGGUGGACUUUGUCAUUCAUUUCAUGGAGGAGAUUGACAAGGAGAUCAGUGAGAUGAAGCUGUCGGUCAACGCCCGUGCGCGCAUCGUGGCCGAGGAGUUCCUCAAGAAUUUUUAAACCACCUGGCUGGAUCUCGUGGCCUUCCCCCUCAGACUCCCUCGUGUCUCUGACGGCGUCCUGGAGCGACUUCCCAGAGCUGUGGCAGCAGCGAGAGUGGCAACGGAAGAGCAGCAGAGGGGCUGGGGCGGGGUGGGCACUGGAUGCGGGCGGGGUGUGUGCUUGCUAGCUGGGCGAGAGAGUCGCAGCGGACCUGUCCCCGGGCCGCGUGUGCCCGGUCAGGCUGGCUUCUGAUGUUCAGUCCCCUGGGCUGGGACAGAUUUUUUUUAAUGUCUUGAGACUUAAACUCUGUGCUUGUAGGAGACUGUAACCUUUUGUCUUUUUUUUUUGUUUGUUUUUGAACAACCAACCUCCACCUUCAGUGGCUGUGACUGGUCCCAGUGAUUGUACCGUUUUGGUCGCUGUGGGUCUGGGCGGGCCUGGAGCCAGAAGGCGACUACUGUUCCUCCCCCGGGCCUCCCCUGUCGGGAGGCGGGGAAGGUUUCAGCCUCCAGUACCUCCCUUGCCCUCUUCUUCCCAAGCCUCCUUGGGCCCAGUAGAAGCAGUGAAGACCCUCCACCAGCUUCCUGAGCUCUGCCUGAAGAUGACCACCCAGCCCUGGUGGUGGGGGACGGGCUGAGCCGUCGUUGACCACCAGCCUUGCCCAGGAACUGGGGCCCGGAAGCUGGCAGGGGCCAGCUGAGAGGAGCCCUCGUUCUGCCUUGUCUAGGCGCAGUGCCUGUGCUGCAGCGCCCAGGCCGCCGCCUGCUCUGGCGCCUCUGUUCCCAUGCUUGCUGUACCUUUUCUGAUUCUGGUGAAUCCGCCUUCCCCUAAUUAAAGUCUUGCCCCUUGGGGCUGCAUGAGGCCUGUGCUCUGUGU